AUGGCCAUGGGGGAGAAGAAGAAGAACAAGAAGAAGUAUCUGCUGCCCCGUCCCCGCAUCUCAUACACACCUGCAGGCCAAGCUCUUGCUCCCAAGACCCGUCUUGCCGCUUUCCGCGGUGAUCUCGCCCGUUUCCGACCAGCUCAACCGACCUGCAUGCCGUCAUGGUCAUGGUCAUGGUCAUAUACCACCCGCCUGACUUGUACUGACUUCCGCCUCGGCAUCUUUUCCCGUCCCCUUCUGCAGCGCGACUGUUAA
Messenger RNA from Colletotrichum graminicola M1.001, 258 nucleotides. RefSeq lists its product as uncharacterized. The coding region runs from base 1 to 258 and encodes 85 amino acids. The transcript has a single exon. NCBI's taxonomy places the organism in Eukaryota, Fungi, Ascomycota, Sordariomycetes, Glomerellales, Glomerellaceae. The record is from RefSeq and is a predicted model, not a curated record.